Messenger RNA from Camellia sinensis, 1980 nucleotides. Its product is annotated as protein EMSY-LIKE 3. Gene Ontology annotation, cellular component: nucleus. NCBI's taxonomy places the organism in Eukaryota, Viridiplantae, Streptophyta, Magnoliopsida, Ericales, Theaceae. The record is from RefSeq and is a predicted model, not a curated record. Gene Ontology annotation, biological process: defense response to fungus.
AAUUGUGUUCUGUCUCUGUCUCUCUCUGAUCUCUGUGUCGCUCGGAUUCUCUAUCAUCCGUCUUUCUCUUGCCAAACCAACAAAAACCAAACCGCUGUGGAACGCCGUGAACUACCAGUGGCCACCGUGGGCCACCAAUCUGGGUGUGUGUGUCGUGUUUCGCACGGCUCCUUCUCUUGCUCUUUUUCCUUGUCAAAACUUCGGGGUACCAACACUGCAGAAUUUCAGAUUUUGCUAUAUCCUCUGUUGCUGUUACAAUUACAAUUACUCAUGAAUUGUUGGCUCUGGGGUGGUGCUACCGGUUUUGGGGGUUUUUAUUGUGGACUGAUGCUCUUGAUUUUGGUAUAAGCGGCCAUGGAGUACGGGCUUUCUGAUAGUAGUGGCACAGAUGAUGACCUUCCUCCUUCCCGUCAAAAUAGGUUUUCAAGGGGGGGCCGUGCUGCAGGGAAUGUAAGAUCUGCAGUUGUUGGUACUGCUCAAUUCUCUCGGAUGCAUAGCGAUAUGGAGACACAGAUCCACCACGUAGAACAAGAAGCAUAUACUUCUGUCCUUCGGGCCUUCAAAGCUCAAUCUGAUGCCAUUACUUGGGAGAAAGAAAGUUUAAUUACUGAACUUAGAAAAGAACUGAGAGUAUCAGAUGAGGAACACAGAGAGCUUCUAUCCAGGGUUAAUGCUGAUGACAUCAUCAGAAGGAUAAGGGAGUGGAGGAAGGCAAGUAGGCUCCAACCUGGCAUGCUCAGCAGUACACAGCCUGUUCAUGAUCCUGUGCCUAGUCCUACUGUUUCUGCAUCACGCAAAAAACAGAAAACAUCACAGUCGUUAGCUUCUUUAUCCCUGGUUGCACUGUCCCCGGCAUUGCAUCCAUCUAUGCAACCAUCGUCAUCAGCCUUGAAACGAGGUCCUGUAUCCGGAGCCAGGGGCAAGAAGCCAAAAUCAUACCCCUCUACAGGUUUCACUGGAAGGGGACAAGUUCCAAAUCGGGGUUCUUCAGGUGCCUUUGCGGUAAAUGAACCUGCUGAAGCAGCAAACUUUGAUCCAUUAAUUGGGAGGAGAGUUUGGACAAGAUGGCCUGAAGACAAUAACUUCUAUGAGGGUGUUAUAACUGACUACAAUCCUGUUGAGGGCCGGCACGCUUUGGUUUAUGAUAUUAAUUCAGCAGAUGAAACAUGGGAAUGGGUCAAUCUCAAAGAGAUAUCACCAGAAGACAUCCAGUGGGAAGGUGAAGAUCCUGGGAUAUCUCGUAGAGGUGGCCGCAGUGGACCUGGCCGUGGAUUUAAGAAGUCUAUGGCCCGUGGUGGAGCUGUUGCUGUUGCUGGAAGAGGUAGAGGGACAGCAAAAGGUCUGCCCAAGAAAGAUUUUCCUUUAUCACAAAAUGGCAUUGGAAAGAAGCCUUUGGGUGAUAUUGAAAUACUUCAUACCGAUACUCUAAUUAAGGAGGUGGAGAAAGUUUUCAGUGCAACCCAUCCAGAUCCUUUGAAGGUUGAGAAAGCAAAGAAUGUGCUUAAAGAGCAUGAACAAGCCCUUGUUGAUGCAAUUGCGAGGCUUGAAGAUGCUUCUGACGGUGAGAGUGAUGGAGAGCAUCGGUUCUUGCAAGGGCAAUCAAUGGAUGAUGAGCAACAGAGAAAACAGCACUAUGAUCAUAUUGGAGAAGGUAGAGUAGUUGAAGGUUCAGAUGGCAACAAGAUGGUCAGAGAUGGAAGGCCUGGUUCUGAUGAUCAUCAAGAUGAUGGUGAUGACAUUUGAUUCUAGUUAGUUUUUAGGGUCAGGCACACCCCCUGUUGUCCUGAGCCGGACUUCUUGUAUAAAUGACUAGCCAGAUGGAAUAGAGGUUGGUUUCUGGUUGUAACAGAAAUUAGGUUUUGGGUAGAGGCUUUUUUUUUUUGUUUUUUUUUGCUUAAACAUUGUGUUAUUAACAUAUAAUCAGGCAAAGCUGGAAAUAUGCUUGUGUAAAAUUGUUCAAUGAGGAAUAAUUUCUUUACA